AUGAGCAAACUAAAGUUAGCACAGAGGUAUGCUAUCACGUGUCCCGGACAGGGUAUUUUGCGACCUGGUUUAAUCAACCCCAAUAAACAAUAUUUGAACCUUUAUAGCAACUUGUUGGAAGAAGUCGACUCGGUAUUGGGAUUCAAUUUUUCCAAAUAUCUAUUCAGCGAUAAUGAAGCAAACAACUCCAUUUCAUUACUUGAUACUCGAAAUGCUCAACCAGCAAUUUUAGCCACUACUUACAUUACCUUGAAAACAUACGAAAAAGUGAACAAUGUCCCCUUGCUUGCUGGUGCCAAAUACUUGUUGGGUCAUUCGCUAGGUGAAUAUACUGCUUUAACCCUAAGUGGAGUAAUUGACUUUCCAACUGCUAUUCAAUUAGUGCGAUUAAGAGGCGAGUUGAUGGAAGAUAUUGUUUUUAGGGAAAACGGCUGCAACGGCUGCAACAAAAACAACAAAAACAAGUAUGGCAUGGUUGCGUUAUUAGUACGACCGAGUUUUGUUGAUGACGUGAUUGCAUUGGCUACGAAAUAUCAAGUUUUGGCUAAUAUCAACUCCAAAACUCAAAUUGUAAUUUCUGGAGUAUUGACAAGGUUAGACGAGUUUGUAGAAAAGUUGAAAAGAGAACAUAGCAGGCUGGUGCUCAAAACUGUUAAACUACCAGUCUCCAUUCCUUUUCAUAAUGAAAUACUAAAACAAAUAGUUCCAGAACUAGCGAGUUUUCUAGAUGGUAAAUUGCAUAAGCAAAAUAUACCGAUUGUUACUAAUUUAGAUGGUGAAAUCUCAAGCGAUGCCAAGACCACCGUGCAAAAGACGCUAAAGGCAAAUUAUUUGCCAGUGCAGUGGAUCAAGUCUAUGAAUUUUUUACUCGAUGCAGAAUUGGAUGUUGUAUACAAUUUGGGACCAGGCGAUAUUACUCAUAAUAUCAACAAAAAGUACAACAUCAAGAAUAUCUUGAUUGACAAAGUUGAAAAAGUCUCAGAAAAGCCCUAG
This is a messenger RNA of Lodderomyces oxycetoniae, 993 nucleotides long. RefSeq names its product [acyl-carrier-protein] S-malonyltransferase (gene MCT1). Gene Ontology annotation, cellular component: mitochondrion. Gene Ontology annotation, biological process: fatty acid biosynthetic process. The transcript has a single exon. Gene Ontology annotation, molecular function: [acyl-carrier-protein] S-malonyltransferase activity. The record is from RefSeq and is a predicted model, not a curated record. NCBI's taxonomy places the organism in Eukaryota, Fungi, Ascomycota, Pichiomycetes, Serinales, Debaryomycetaceae. The coding region runs from base 1 to 993 and encodes 330 amino acids.